This is a messenger RNA of Theileria parva strain Muguga, 1105 nucleotides long. Its product is annotated as JAB1/Mov34/MPN/PAD-1 ubiquitin protease family protein. Gene Ontology annotation, biological process: translational initiation. The transcript is spliced from 8 exons. Gene Ontology annotation, molecular function: translation initiation factor activity; translation initiation factor binding; metallopeptidase activity. Gene Ontology annotation, cellular component: eukaryotic translation initiation factor 3 complex, eIF3m. The record is from RefSeq and is a predicted model, not a curated record. NCBI's taxonomy places the organism in Eukaryota, Apicomplexa, Aconoidasida, Piroplasmida, Theileriidae. Bases 72 to 1019 code for a protein of 315 amino acids.
CUCCAAUGAACUUGUUUCUUAUUAUAAAUUUGUUGUAUAUAUUGUUAAAUUAGUAAUUUUAAUACAGUAAAAUGAGUAGAAGUAAACUUUCAGAUUUUAACGCAGGCGAAUCCUAUCAACACUUGGGAUCCAAGUGCUUCCACGCUACUCCUCUGACUAAUAUUAAAUGGAAGGUACAUCCCAUGGUGAUUUUUACAAUUUUGGAUUCCUAUAUGAGGCGUGAAGACGGUCAAUACAAUGUUAUUGGUACACUUCUAGGUGUUGUUUGUGAAGCCAACACAGUUGAAAUCACAGAUUCCUUCGUUGAUCGCCAUUCCCUUACAGAUGAGGGAUUGUUGCAAAUUAUAAAAGAUCAUCAUGAAAAUAUGUACGAAUUAAAACAAAAAAUUAACCCAAAAGAACAAGUGGUCGGAUGGUUUUGCACUGGGUCUGAGAUGACUGAACUCACAUGUGCGGUUCAUGGAUGGUUUAAACAGUUCAACUCAGUUUCCAAGUUUUACCCAAACCCUAACCUUUAUGAACCCAUUCAUUUACUUGUUGACGCAACUUGUGACAGCGGCUCUAUGAUGAUUAAGGCCUACGUUCAACUCCCACUGACGAUUACAAAAGACGCGUGUUUCCAGUUUCAUGAAGUUGACCUCGAGCUGUUAGUUUCACCUUCAGAUACUGCAGGAAUUUCAUACUUGCUGAAGUCCCUAGAUAACUCUAAGAGUAGGAACCCACAUAACUCAGAAACUUUACUCCCAAACACCUUUGGGAACUCUCUGCUAAAGCUAAAGGACCUUAUUGACAAGUGUAUAAAAUUAGUUGAAAACGCAAUGGAAAAGGGUAAUUCUAAGAUAUACCCGGAAGUUGGAAGGUUUUUGUUGAAGACAGUCUCAACGGAGAAGCUGAUGAACCUGAAAAAGAUAGAGAAAAUAUGCGAGCUUUCACUCCAGGAUAACCUCAUGAUCGCCUACUUGGCAAACCUCGCCAACCUACAAUUCGCUCUCUCCGAACACCUAAACUCUUCAUUCUAGGCGAGAAAUUUGUCUCCAUCGCAGCUCAGACUCCUUCAAGCCGUUGGAAAACUCUUCAAUCCUAACCUAAUUUACUAAAAUGCUGA